This is a messenger RNA of Verruconis gallopava, 2099 nucleotides long. RefSeq lists its product as uncharacterized. The transcript is spliced from 2 exons. Bases 194 to 1921 code for a protein of 575 amino acids. NCBI's taxonomy places the organism in Eukaryota, Fungi, Ascomycota, Dothideomycetes, Venturiales, Sympoventuriaceae. The record is from RefSeq and is a predicted model, not a curated record.
CCUACAUGCAAUCCUUAGUAAUAAUGUAACAUUGAUUUGGGCUUCAGAUUCGAGCUCCUCGAACGCAUGGAGGUGGCUUGCGUAGCGCAGAUCUUAGCGGGACAUCAAGAUUCUCCUUUCAGUCCGGCACGACCAAAGAACUCACACAAUCACAGAUAGUCUUAAUAAUAGAGAUUCCCCCACGACAACACUAAUGGCCAUGGCGAUGUCUCGCAAACCUUCUCACCUCGUGGGUUUGCAGCCCCAUCCCGCAAACAUAGAUGGCGUACCAAUCCUGGCAACGUCUCCAGUGCCUACGUACAAUGGCUCGCGUGAAGCAAGGAAACAGUUACCGUUGAGCUUAAUAUUACUCAUAACCUCUUAUCUUGACAAUGUGGGUGACAUCGCACGCGUAACGCGCGCCUCAAGACUAUUGUAUUACUUGAACCUUCCUCGCUUGUACGAGCAUGUCACACUCCGCUCUUAUCCGAACAUACGAUACUUCGACGGGCAACCCGAAGGCUUAGGAGCAGGCAGCCCGUUUGCCAUGGGUCUCGAUGGGCUUGUGUCUAGACCGGUGGCUGGCUAUGUUAGGACACUGACGCUCGUAGGCCAUUUCAAAGAGCACAGAGAAGAUGAAUUUGAGAAAGGCCGAAUACCCGACAAUACUAUGAUGCUAAACAUUGUCAUAAGAGCAGCAAUUGACAAGAUGGACAAACUCGAGAGCUUUAGGUGGGAGCUCAGUUCAAAUCCGAUGAAGACAGUGUAUCAAGGUCUGUCCUCACGAGCAACGCUCACGAGCCUCAUCAUCAACUUUCCGACCUGCAGGAUUCCACGGCCAACAGUUAUAAUUCCGGGAAUUCCGAGCUUGAAGUACCUGCAUCUGAAAGGCAUGGACCCUUUGUGCUACAAUGACGAUCCAAGUCUGCUGCUACUAGAAGCAAAGAGACUGGAGACAUUAAAGCUGGAGUGGAAUCCACGAAUGCGUCGAGAACGCGAACCCAGCAUACAGUUAUCGCUCCUAUUUGGACGCUGCUUUGCUGCAAAUUAUCGCCUACCAAUAAAACAUUACGCAAUGAAGAACCUGUUCGCGCGGAAGGAGGCCAUGCUUGACUCGAUAAUGAAUCCAGCAACUUUUCAGUCGCUUACUGCAAUCAAUUGUAUGGACCCGCACGAUCCUGGGACUAUAUUCAUUGAUUCCACAUGGAUGAUGAGCAGCCAUAUGGGCAAAGAGUUCACGAACUUGAAAAAAAUUAGAAUAGACAAACUUGAUGAGAAAAGGGCAGAACCAUUGACUGAAUUCGAAAACCUUGAGGAGAUAUAUCUGAUUAACCGGAACCCAAAAGCAAGUCUCCCGUCCUCGGCGACAGCUUCGACGAACGGGAUAUCUGCACCAGCUUCGCCCGAUACACCUAUUACGCCAAUAAAUGCCGAUGUACCCAAGCAGCUCAUAGCAAUCGGUUCAGAAUAUCUCGCGGCAAUCUCUUCACGUCACGGGAAAACACUAAAGAAGCUGCUCCUUUCUGAUCGAUGGUCAUUGAGUCGCGAAGUGCUCAUGAAUCUUGUCCGUGAAUGUCCAAAUCUCGAACAGCUUGGUGUGGCCAUCGACAAGGAUAUUUCACCUCUCGAAGAUUUGAAAGAAGUUUGUCCAAACCUGAAAGCACUUAGGACAUUGCUCCGUAGAGACAACCCUUUUUUUGCGACUAUAAUGGAGAUAGAUAUUGAUACCCACUGCUUUGGCAUCGGCGCAAGGACAGCUGGAAAGGAGUAUGAUAAUUUUCGGUGGUUCGGUAUUGGAGACCUGUACUUCCGACUUGGAGACGUCAGGCAUUUCAAGGAUCCAAAAAGUGGACAGAUACGCCCAGUAAGGGUAGUUACGCCUGUAAGCUGGGACGUUAUCAAGGAUGUUGAAAUUUGGGGGGAGGAUACACUUGAUCUUUAAUGGAAUGUAUGGUACUAAUGCUGAGUCUUUUAAGGGUUCUAUAUGAUGGAAAUGCAAGGUCUUUUGUGCAGUAAUGUGUGUGGCGCUCAUUUCCUGCCAACCCAACUAGAUAAUAAUGCCCCUGAUGCAGUAUCACUAGCUUUGAUAGUGAUAAGUAUUAUAGAAUCAUGAACAUUCU